Messenger RNA from Quercus robur (English oak), 804 nucleotides. RefSeq lists its product as uncharacterized. Bases 99 to 662 code for a protein of 187 amino acids. The transcript has a single exon. The record is from RefSeq and is a predicted model, not a curated record. Gene Ontology annotation, molecular function: RNA binding. Lineage: Eukaryota; Viridiplantae; Streptophyta; Magnoliopsida; Fagales; Fagaceae. Gene Ontology annotation, biological process: ribosomal large subunit biogenesis; ribosome assembly. Gene Ontology annotation, cellular component: preribosome, large subunit precursor; nucleolus; nucleus.
ACCCUAGAAGGAGCAGAACAGAACAAAACCCCAAACCAACGUAUCUUUCUUUCUCAUCUCAUCUCAUAGCCCCCAACUCUUUCCAUAUUUUUCCAAAGAUGAGACCUUUGGACGAGGACGAGACCAAAGCAGUGUUCGAAAAGCUCUUCAAGUUCACAGGCAACAACCUCAAAAACAUCGUUGAAAACCCUUCCUACGAAGGCCCUGGCUCCAACCCAAGCCGCUACUGUUUCCGCAUCAACAAGAACAAGGUCUACUACGUGAGCGAGUCCUUGGUCAAGCGCGCCACCAACGUAGCUCGAAACAACCUCGUCUCUCUCGGCACGUGUAUCGGCAAGUACACCCAUGGCGGCAGCUUCCACCUCACGGUCCAGUCGCUGAGUUUGCUGGCUGCCAAUGCGAAACACAAGGUUUGGCUCAAACCCACCUCGGAGAUGGCGUUUUUGUAUGGGAACCAUGUUUUGAAAGGUGGGUUGGGGAGGAUUACUGAGAAUAUUGCUCCCGGUGAUGGGGUUGUGGUGUUUUCAAUGUCGGAUGUGCCUCUUGGCUUUGGUAUUUCGGCUAAGAGUACUCAGGAUUGUAGGAAGUUGGAUCCCAAUGGGAUUGUGGUGCUUCACCAGGCUGAUAUUGGGGAGUAUUUGAGGAUGGAGGAUGAGCUUUGAGUUGUUUAGGAGGUUUUAGCAAAUGGGUAUGUGUUUUUUUUUGGGUAAUAUUUGGUUGUGUUUUAUGUGGGAUUUUGAUUAUUUUGUUGAAACUUAAAAGUAGUAAAUUUGCUAAUCAAGAUGAGAAUUUUGUUGUCUGUUA